Molecule: messenger RNA, 1107 nt
Organism: Eimeria maxima
Lineage: Eukaryota; Apicomplexa; Conoidasida; Eucoccidiorida; Eimeriidae
Product: phosphotyrosyl phosphatase activator, putative
Exons: 3
Biological process (GO): mitotic spindle organization
Cellular component (GO): protein phosphatase type 2A complex; nucleus; cytoplasm
Molecular function (GO): peptidyl-prolyl cis-trans isomerase activity; protein tyrosine phosphatase activator activity
Source: RefSeq, a predicted model, not a curated record
AUGGAGCCCUACGACAGAACUCGUGCCUUUCAGCAGCAUGUCUCCCCAGCAGUUCCUUCUGAAGAGGGUGUGCAUCCUGCUAUUUCUGCUGCUCCAGCAUCUGCAUCGACAGGAGCAGCAACUGCAGUGUCCGCAACACCAUCAUCAACAGGAGCCUCCCCGCGUCCUCCUGGGGUUUCUUCUGUUGUACCCGAUGCGUUUUGCUGCGUCCACCCCUUAGCUUUGGAGCAGCGGCAGCAGCAGAACAGUGGCGACUGGAUGCUGAGGGCUACAACAAAAGCCGUUCGCUCAGAGGCAGACUUGCGUCGUUGGCUUUUCUCAGACACGCACGCGCAGUUUCUCAGCUUCGUCGGGCGCCUAGCGAGACAUGCAGCGGGCAAGAAGACUCUGCCCAAUUUGUCCCCGUCAAAGCACAAUAACAACAACAAACAAGUGCCGUCUGAUCCGGCAAAUCCAGGUACUGCAGGAAGUGCAGCAGUUGCAGCAGCUGGUGCUGCAGGUCGUGAUGCACAGGCGGAGAUGAUCUCUGCGCAGUCGGGUGCUGGGAUGCUGCUGUCUGAUUUUGUUCCCUUUCGGCAGCUGCCUGCUAAUAAGGCAUGCUGGGCUCUUAUAGAAGUUCUGCAGCAGCUGCUUCAGUGGGUCGAUGAAAUUCCUCCCAUCGAACAGCCAACACGAUUCGGUAAUCAAGCAUUCAAAACGUGGUGCCGCCGUCUGGAGAAGGAGGCAGAAGAGAUGUUUUCGGGUGUAUGGGCAGCGUGCGAAGACGUACAGGUGGCAGAAACCGAGAAAAAGGAAAUGGUCGACAUUUUUUGUUCUUCAUUCGGCAACCCCGUCCGCCUAGAUUUCGGAACCGGCCAUGAAUGUUCAUUUGCUAUUUUCUUGUUUUGUUUGUUCAAAAAGAAUAUCUUAAAAGAAGAAGAACACGACCCAUUUGCGGUGCUGGGAAUCUUCAAAGGCUAUGUGCAGGUUGCACACGCGCUGCAGCAGCGGUACAUGCUGGAGGCUGCAGGCAGCCGAGGCGUCUGGGGUUUGGAUGAUUUCCACUUUCUUACAUUUCUUUGGGGCGCUGGGCAGCUGAGUGAACAGCAGAUCAUUGAACCUGCGCAG